This is a messenger RNA of Auanema sp. JU1783, 1212 nucleotides long. The record is from the annotation of a GenBank genome assembly. NCBI's taxonomy places the organism in Eukaryota, Metazoa, Nematoda, Chromadorea, Rhabditida, Rhabditidae.
AUGGUCACUCGAUUUGAAGAGUUGUACGGAGUUCGGUCAUCCAUGGGGCAGCAUCAGGCAAAACUGGAUAACUCUGGUCCUUCUCCUCCUCCAAUUUUUGGAUAUGAACCAGGUUAUGGAGCAUACCCUUUGGGGAAUCCACCGAGAGAAGUUUUAGCCAUUCAACAAUCCAGAAAGAAUGGGCAACCAAUUCCAAAGUUUGGAGAAGGAGCAGUCCUUUCUAGCCCAGGUGGGUUUCCUUUUCCUCCGUUCCAAGGCAGACCUGUAAUUCCGUUAGAUGUAUCAGCAUAUUUGGCUAACGCCCCACCAUUUCCAAAAGGCCCCAAUGAGAAAAAACAGCCAGUGCAACCUAGUAUAGCCGCUCCAGCAGAUACUCAUAUUGAUAUUGAUUUUGAUAUUGCUGAUCUGGAUGUUCCAUGUGAUCCAGGAAGAAAGAAUGGAAAAGAACUGAUCGUUAAAAAUGAUAAGCCUGCGAACUUCUUUAUGAAAUCUUUGUUAGAUAUUCCUUCGAGUUUCGCAAAGUGUUGUGAAGCUGUUCCGGCAGAUCCAAGUAAGGUGAAUAAUGUUACAGACUCGACGAGCCUCGAAGGCACUAAUUCUUUUCAGGAAACUUAUUAUGAUGAACCAGCUAAUGAGAACACUCAGCCGCCGCCAUUGCCACCUCGAAUGACAAGCUUGCCGCAGAAGAGCUUCUUCAAUCCCUUUGGAAUGCUUCCUAUGCCAAUUGUCAACAGCUUGGCAGAUUAUCCGAGUUCUACGGUUCUAACAACCAACGCUGAAGAAAUUUUUAAGAAGAAAUCGGAGGAUCGAAGAAGUGAAAAAGAAAUAGUUAUGCUUCUUGCUUCAUUGAUCAGACUAGUACCAGUGCUCUGGGCUCCCAAAUUUUCGACCAAGCUUGAAGUUCAACAAGUUGAAGAUGCCUGGGAAGAGAUUGGUAGAAAAGUUGGUUGUAGUGAUGUUUGGCCUCUGCAGCGCAUGAAAAUUGUAUGGUUGACUACUGUAGCCAAGUUCAGAAAAUCCAUCCACGACAAGAACUUUGAAUAUUACAAAGAGAUGGAGUUUUUAGUUCCAGUUAUAAAGAUAAAGACUGAUGUCGUCAAUCCUGUUAGGAAACCCGGAAGAAAAAGUACUUCUUCAACUUUUAUUCAAGAAUAUGAGGAUGACUACAUUCCACCACAGAAAAUCCGUAACAUAGCGUUUGCUGCUAUAUGA